This is a messenger RNA of Loxodonta africana (African savanna elephant), 5651 nucleotides long. RefSeq names its product phospholipid phosphatase 1 (gene PLPP1). The record is from RefSeq and is a predicted model, not a curated record. Gene Ontology annotation, biological process: signal transduction; phospholipid metabolic process; phospholipid dephosphorylation. The coding region runs from base 4854 to 5651 and encodes 265 amino acids. Gene Ontology annotation, cellular component: plasma membrane. NCBI's taxonomy places the organism in Eukaryota, Metazoa, Chordata, Mammalia, Proboscidea, Elephantidae. The transcript has 6 exons. Gene Ontology annotation, molecular function: phosphatidate phosphatase activity.
UAACAGUAAUGACUGCUUUCCACUUGAGAGAGAUUUAGUGUUCCUUAUGAUUUCUCGGAGCCUUGAUGGCGCAGUGGUUAAGAACUCGACUGCUAACCAAAAGGUCGGGAGUUUGAACCCAUCAGCCGCUUUUUGGAAACCUUGUGAGGCACUUCUACUCUGACCUUUAGGGUUGCUGUGAGUCCGAAUUGACUCGAUGGCAACAGGUUUGGUGUUUUCUGAUCUUGUGAUUUCUCAGGUUAGAAGCAGAUGAUCAGGCAGUUUACUUCUUAGUACCUAGUUAAAAGCUUAGAAUUUAACUUUUACUGAAGUGAAACUUAAAACUAUGUAUUUUAUAUGCCAAAAGGUUGGUAGUUCAGACUCACCCAGAGGCACCUCAGGAGACAGACCCGGCAGUCUGCCUCUGAAAGGUCAUGGCCUUGAAAUCCUAUGGAACAGUUCUACCCUGCACACCUGGGGUUGCCAUGAAUCGGAAUCCGCUCGAUGACAACUAACAACAACAAAUAUUGAGUUACCUGGUAUGAAUUACAGAUAUCUGUAAUGCUUUUGAUUAGUAUUUUUAUGCAGUUAAGCCAAGUGUUGUUGGCCUCUACUGAGGUUAGGAGUAAUUCUGGGAGUAAGGGGGAGCGGUUGGUGGCUACUUCAGGUAGCCACAAGAAGGUACUGCUGGGUUGGGGAUUUAGAGGUUGGGACAUAGACAUGAGGGGACUUUUCCAGGACAAAAAAGUACAGAAGGUCUGAAUUUGGUGAGGGAGGUAGGAGAGUACCGCAGACAUACUUGACCUGCCCUAUUGCUUCCCAGUUCUCUAGGAGACCAGCCACUCAGGAUUCUAAAAUUUGGGGGAUUCAGCAGGGAUAGGUUCUGUAGAGAAGGCAAGCCAAAGGUGUGUGUGGAGGAAUUUUUAUUCUGAGCAUUGACUCACAAGAAAAUCUGUGCUUACUGAACUACUUCACAAGUUUCUGAAUCAAAAGUAGUUUUGCUGUAUUAAUAUGUUUUGGAAACUUGAUGACUCUCAACCUGUUGGUUUAUUUUAAUCCCUUAAUUCUGCAUUAUCCAGCAUGACAGCUACUAACCACAUAUAGCAAUUUAAAGUUAAAAUAAAAAAUUCAGUCCUUAACCCACACUAGCCACAUAUCAAGUGCUCAGUAGUUACAUGUGGCUAGGGUUACUGUAUUGGACAAUUCAUUUUAUUAGACAUUCCCACCAUCACAGAAAAUUCUUUUGGACAGUGUUGCCUAUAUUAGUUUCUUUCCCUUUCUCUUCCAUUAGAUUAAAGCUAAUUUGUAUUAAUAUAUAAUCCACUUUGAGGAUUUUUUAAUCAAAAACUUGAAAGGUUCAAUAGAGUAAUAUUCCUUUGCUCUUUACAUAAUUGAAAAGACAGUUCCACCAUUUUAGAAUGAUCUACCUGAAUGCCAUUAAUUUCAAAGAUUUUUCAGGAAGUGGUGACUGAAAUAAUCGUACUCAUUAUGACUUAUAUUCUAUUUCCUCUACUAAACUGAUGGUCCUCAGGAUUAUUUCUACCAAGUAUGUUCUGGAAGGGUCCAAAAUAUUAUAAUAAUUUCUAACUUGAAAAAUUAGCUUUGUUUCUUAUAUUUCUUAGGAGAUUUUAGACUUUUAAUGCUUUAUCUGUUUUUUGUGCUCUACAUAUGGGGUCACCAUGAGUCAGAAUUAACAGAAACUUGUUUUAGAUCAUCAUAGCUGUCAAAAGUUGCAAGAGAGUAAAAAGCCAGAAUGCAAUUAUUUCCAUGUAGGCCUACUUCUCUGAGAUCCUGUCAACCAAGCAUGAAAGCUAGGGGAUAAUUCUACUGGUUUUUAACAGAAUAGAAAAAUAGACUUUGCUCUGGUUUCACAUAGUCUCUUUACUGUAGAUCUGACUUUUUCGUGUAAGUUGUAUGAAUAAGAUAAUUUCAGGAAACAUAACUAAAAACUUUUCCAUUGUGCUAGUUUUUUUUUUUUAAUUCAAAGUGUGGUGAUACUUACCUUUUGUUUUAUUGCAAAUUACUCAGAAUGGAAGUACAUACAGUAGCAAAUGAGUCUUCGACCUGAUUUGUAUUAAUACCAUCUCUGAGAUAACUACUUAAAAGUUACAAACUACCUUUAAAAAGUUGGUUAUAUAUUUUCCAGACUUCUCAAUGCAUAUUUAAGCAUAAACACAAAUAGUAUGUGUAUAUAUAAAAAGGUAGUAGACAUAUUUUGUGACAUUGGUUACCAGCCCCACAACAUGUCAAUACUCUCCCUUUUCAACCUUGGGUUCCCUAUUACCAGCUUUCCUGUCCCCUCCUGCCUUCUAGUCCUUGCCCCUGUGCUGGUGUGUCCCUUUAGUCUCAUAUUGUUUUAUGGGGCUGUCUGAUCUUUGGCUGAAGGGUGAACCUCAGGAGUGACUUCAUUACUGAGUUGAAAAGAGUGUCCAGGGCCAUAUUCUUGGGGUUUCUACAAGUCUCUGUCAAGUCAGUAAGUCUGGUCUUUUUCUGUGAGUUAGAAUUUUGUUCAUUUUUCCCCAGCUCUGUCCCGGCCCCUCUGUUGUGACCCCUGUCAGAGCAGUCAGUGGUGGUAGCUGGGCACCAUCUAGUUGUACUGGACUCAGUCUGGUGGAGGCAGUGGUAGUUGUGGUCCAUUAGUCCUUUGGACUAAUCUUUCCCUUGUGUCUUUAGUUUUCUUCAUUCUUCCUUACUCCCAAAGGGGUGAGACCAGUGGAGUAUCUUAGAUGACCGCUUACAAGCUUUUAAGACCCCAGAUGCUACUCACCAAAGUAGACCGUAGAGCAUUUUCUUUAUGAACUAUGUUAUGUCAGUUGAGCUACAUGUUCCCUGAGGCCAUGGUCCCGGCAGCCCUCAGCCUAAUAAUUUAUUUUUUGUGUUGUUGAGAAUAUACACAGCAAAACAUACACCAAUUCAACAGUUUCUACAUGUCCAAUUCAGUGACAUUGAUUACAUUCUUUAAGUUGUGCAACCAUUCUCAUCUCCUUCUAUGAGUUGUUCCUCCCCCAUUAACAUGAACUCACUCCCCCUAAGGUUCCUAUCUGAUCUUUCAAGUUGCUGUUGUCAGUGUGAUCCCGUACAGAUAGAUCUUAAGAGAGCAUGGUGCUCAAGGCAGAUAUUUUUUGCUAGUUAAGCUAAACUGUUGUUUGGUUUUAAGAAAACCAGGGAAUUUUUUGGUUUAAGAUUUAAAGAUUAUCUCCGAGCAGUAGUUUCAGGGGUUUAUCAAGCCUCCAUGGCUUCAGAAAGUCUGGAGUCCUUGAGAAUUUGAAAUUCUAUUCUGCAUUUACCCCCUUUUGAUCAAGAUGCCUUUAUAGAAUCCCUGAUCAAAAUGUUCAAUAAUGGUAGCCAGGUACCAUCCAGUUCUUCUGGUCUAAUGGCAAAAGAGGCAGCUCUUCAUGGAUGCAGUUAGCCACAUGUCCGUUUCCUUCUCCUGUGCCUGACUCUACUUCUCCCUCUGUUGCUCCAAGCAAAUAGAGACCAAUUGUUGUACCUUGGAUGACUUCUUGCAAGCUAUAAAUGGUUUUCAUAGAGUAUUUUGCCCACUUAACAAUAUAAUGGGUAUCAUUCUAUAUAUAUAAUCCGUAGUCAUGCUCUGAUUAGGUUAUAAAUUAAAAAAACAUUUUUUUCUCCAGAUUUUAUGGUAGGAAAUCUGAAAUAUAAAUAUGUUCUUAUAUGACGGUAGUAUACAGUGGUAGUGUAUGUGCAGCUGCCUUAGUAUGGUAAACUCGUUGCUGUCGAGUUGAUUCCAACUCAUAGGGACCCUAUAGGACAGAGUAGAACUGCUGCAUAGGGUUUCCAAGGAGCGGCUGGUGGAUUCAAACUGCUGACCUUUUGGUUACCUACCAAGCUUUUAACCAUUGUGCCACCAGGGGACCAGUGGUUAAGAGCAGCAACUGCUAACCAAAAGGUUAGCAGUUCACAUCCUCCAGUUGCUCCUUGGAUACCCUAUGGGACAGUUCUGUUCUGUCCUAUAGGGUUGCUACAAGUUGAAAUUGACUGAACGGCAAAGGAUUUUUUAUUUUUUAUUUUUUAUGGUGGUGACCUGUAAUAGGUGCUCAAUAAAUGUUACUUUCCAUUUUUCUUCUUGGAUGUAUGUGAGAAGGGCCAUGUAAGAUGAUUGUUUCUUUUGAGUAGUGAAAGUCUGUGGACACACAGCAAAAAACCACAAACAACCUUGGUAUAAAUCUUUAUACUGCAAAGCAAGCCUUUCUCUGAAGCUUGCUUGUGUUUUCUGAUUCAGGUUUAUAAAUUGCUCUAAGACUAACAGUAUUGCUAUUUAAGUAUCUUGUAAGCUAGGCAGCUCCAAUUAUUUUAGGGGCUUCCAGUAAAAGCAAAUAUUUUUUACUGGUGAGUAAGAGACCACAGUAUGAUUUACUCUUGUUACCGAGAGUACACAUACUAUUAUAUACUGUAAAGUUGUACAACAUGUGAAACUUUUUACAUGGGAACCUUGGAAGAGUCAUAGAUAUCAAAGUCCUUUACUAACUUUGAAGAUGUAUAGAAUGGAUGCUGAGAUCAGAGAUCCAGCACCUCUCUUAUGGAGUGGAAUAUGCUUUGUGAUACAGUUUCAGACCUGAUUGUUUCUAGUAGUUCUAGAGAAGAAAGUAGGAAAUGAUGGAUCUCAGUCUGAUUGUUAAUUAUUUGUAAAGUUCUAUUUUGAAGUAUUGUUGCUGUAUACUUUUCAACAUCUCAUUUGGAAUUCUGGUCCUUCUGCUUUUCUUCAGGGAGGUCGUGGACCUCUGUUUUGAAUGAAUCAGUAAAGAGGAUAGAAUUGGGGUCCCAACGUUUUUCUCAUUGUGGAGAGAACGAGGGGGUGCAUCUGAGAGGAGUGCUUCUACAGUACUAACCAUGUCUGAGCUUUGCUUGGAGCUUCCAUGCCUAUGGCUGUUCUAAAUUUGGGCCAAAUAUAUCCAUUUCAGAGAGGCAUUUUCUGUAAUGACAACAGCAUCAAGUAUCCGUACCAUGACAGUACCGUCCCAUCCACUGCCCUCACCAUAGUGGGGGUUGGCUUACCCAUUUCCUCUAUGAUUGUUGGAGAAACCCUGUCUGUUUACUUUAACCUUUUGCACUCAAAUUCCUUUAUCAGGAAUAACUACAUAGCCACUAUUUACAAAGCCAUUGGAACUUUUUUAUUUGGUGCAGCUGCUAGUCAGUCCCUGACUGACAUUGCCAAGUAUUCAAUAGGCAGACUGCGGCCUCACUUCUUGGAUGUUUGUGACCCAGAUUGGUCAAAAAUCAACUGCAGUGAUGGUUACAUAGAAACCUACAUAUGUACAGGGAAUGCAGAAAAAGUUAAGGAAGGCAGGUUGUCCUUCUACUCGGGCCACUCUUCGUUCUCCAUGUACUGUAUGCUGUUCGUGGCACUGUAUCUUCAGUCCAGGAUGAAGGGAGACUGGGCCAGACUCUUACGCCCAACACUGCAAUUUGGCCUUGUUGCUGUAUCCAUCUAUGUGGGCCUUUCUAGAGUUUCUGAUUACAAACACCAUUGGAGUGACGUACUGACUGGACUCAUUCAAGGGGCUCUGGUUGCAAUAUUAGUUGCUGUGUAUGUAUCAGAUUUCUUCAAGGAGAAAGAUUCUCCGUUUAAAGAAAGAAAAGAGGAGGACUCACAUACAACUCUGCAUGAAACAGCGACGGCGGGGAAUCACUAUCGGAACAAUCACCAACCUUGA